UAAGCUCAAGACUACGUCGUCCUCAACAGACCCGCUGCUUCCCCAUCUUGAUUCUUGACCACCAUGGACGCACCUUCCACCUCAGCAGCAGCCCUCAAGCUUGAAAUAGCUCGUCUUUCAGGUGUUAUCAACCGCCACAAGACUGGAGAACAUCAUCCGCAAUCGCGGCCGACGGUUCGGCCUACAGCACACCCUAGGAGCAACGUCUAUGUCAAUCCGAGCUACAAACCAGCCAGCAAGACCGCUCGUCCCCAAAACGCGCCCCCGCCGCGCUCGCAAGCCGCGGAGAGACCGUCUAACGCGCAGAAACAUGAUGUUGUCAUCGGAGGGGUCGCCUUCGAGGCAUCGGGGCGGAGCUUAGUUCGUAAAGACUUGGCCAAGCCGACAACAAGCGCACCCGGGCGGCCCAUCUCAGCCAAGGCCGCUUUCAUCAGAGACAAGAACGGCACCAUGAUCAAUGCCAAUCGUACAUACAAGCCUAAAACGUCGCGCCGGAUGCACUCCUCUGGUCGUAACAUGACUCUCAACAACAUGAGGAGACCUUAUCAGUCAGUCCCAUUUGUGCGUACGCUCUUGCCAGUUCAAACUUACUGGCUCCCCAGGAAUCGCCGCGUAUCCAACAAGCGAAAGUCCCUGAACAAGCCCUGCCCUCGUUUCACUACUACAGGUGCCUGCAAUCGCGGCUUGACAUGCAUGUACCAGCACGAUCCCUCCAAGAUCGCCAUCUGCUGGCCGUUCCUGCAGGGCAACUGCCCCAACACAGCUGAGACCUGCCCACUUUCGCACGACCCGACUCCGGAACGCACACCGCUCUGCGUGCACUUCGCGAACAACGGCCGGUGCACGCGGCCAAACUGCCCGUUCCCGCAUGUCCGCGUCGGCCAACGUGGCGGCGUCUGCCGAGACUUUGCGGUACUCGGCUACUGCGAGAAGGGCCUUGACUGCGACAAGCAACACGUCCGUGAAUGCCCCGACUUCGCGGAGAAGGGCGCCUGCACGACUAAGGGCUGCAAACUACCCCAUGUCAUCCGCGCCAACCGUGCUCGCAAGAUUGAUACUAAUAGCACGGAUGCCUCUGCUGGACAGAGCUCCGCCACUGCUUCUGCUUCUUCUGUUGAGCCUGAUGCUGGUUCUGAUACUUCCAGUCCUCAUCCGGUGACUGCAGAAGAUGCACAGCUAGGCGAUGAGUUCAUCUCACUUACGUUCCACGAGAGCGAUAGCGAAGAUGACGAGGACGAGGAAGAGAGCGAAGGAGAUGAAGAGGACGAUGAUGAAGAGGGUGACGAGCAAUCAGAACCCCGCUCAGAGCCGUCACCGAGUGUUGAAGGUGUCUAAGUUACGGAACUUCUUGUGUAGUAGACAUACCCCAGUGUAGCAUGCAUUCGCGUUGUGUUAUUGGACGAGUGUAAUACAUUUCCAUUGACGAUUUCAU
Messenger RNA from Fomitopsis serialis, 1432 nucleotides. RefSeq lists its product as uncharacterized. Bases 64 to 1335 code for a protein of 423 amino acids. NCBI's taxonomy places the organism in Eukaryota, Fungi, Basidiomycota, Agaricomycetes, Polyporales, Fomitopsidaceae. Gene Ontology annotation, molecular function: metal ion binding. The record is from RefSeq and is a predicted model, not a curated record. The transcript is spliced from 5 exons. Gene Ontology annotation, cellular component: nucleus.